This is a messenger RNA of Xenopus laevis (African clawed frog), 3511 nucleotides long. RefSeq names its product prominin 2 L homeolog (gene prom2.L). Gene Ontology annotation, cellular component: apical plasma membrane; cell surface; microvillus membrane. NCBI's taxonomy places the organism in Eukaryota, Metazoa, Chordata, Amphibia, Anura, Pipidae. Gene Ontology annotation, molecular function: cholesterol binding. The record is from RefSeq and is marked provisional.
GAAAUGCCAAUGCUGUAUUUUGGAUAAGGCAUUUCUGGAUUAUAGAUUCCAUGCAUACAGGACACAUGCAUUUAUAAAUUCACACACACUUACACAAUUAUUAUAUAUCCAUUAUAAUUUGCAGCCAUAUGUGAGAAUAUUGUUGUGUGUGUGUGUGUGUUAUAAAUGGAUUAUUCUCCAACAGAUACAAUGGAACUAGGGCACCAUUAUCCAGAAGUUCUGUUUUUUCCCAAGGUUGGUGUGACUCAAUGGAGGAUAUUACAGAAUACUUAUAUAUAUGCAGGAUUUAGGGCCUGGCCCUAUAUAAAUAAACAGGUCCAUCAAGUUACACAUAAUGCCUGAACUCUCAGAAGAGACAGGAGUGUCACUGCUCAUUCGACUCCUGACCCAUUUUCUACUACAUCCUGGGACGGAGCAGUAUAUGUAGGAACUGAAUUUUCUAGGUGCUAUAGUAGAAUGUGCCGCUAAUUGAUUGAUUGACAAUGAUAAUGUCACAGUCUCGGGAUGCCAAGAGAUCUUCAGUUCUUCUUCUCAUCUGCUGCCUACUUUGGGUCCUUCUGUGUAAGACAGGACAGGUGACCUCUCAGCAAUGCUCCUCAGACUUGAACUCUGUGGGACUUACGUUUGAUGCUUUGGGCACCAGCCGUGUUAUUCCUACACAGCCACGAGCAUGGAGGGGACUGCAAUCAAUGUUCCAAAUGGUGAAGCAUUUCCUUGGCGCAGUGCAACGAAACUCUUUCCCCAAAGAUUUACUACGUUCUUUAUUCAACAAUGCUUCCGCCAUACAGACUGAAGAGGUGGUGAGGUAUCAAGGGGGAUACGUGGCCUGUGCUGUGAUUGCCCUUCUGUUCCUCAUAUUCAUGCUGGUGUUUGGGAUCAUUUACUGCGUAUUCCAGUCCCGUGGGGAGAGAAUCUUCAAUAGGUGUGAGGGAAUGUGUUGUCAGAGAAUUCCAGUGUUUCUGCUUCUGUUCCUGACCUGCACUGUUUUAUUUGCUGGACUUAUCUGUACAUUCUCUCUAAACCAGAAGGUCCAAGAGGAGUUUGCUCCAGGGGUCAAUGAAGUCACUGACAGUCUGCAGAGGUUCCGCAAAUCCAUAGACAGCCUUCCCCUGGUGCUUGAAAAGAUUGUAUCUUCUUUCUCCGUCCCUAAGCAGAAGGUUUUAGAUGAAUUACAGCGCUUUAGUCCAGAUAUUAACAGAACUCUGAGUGCCAAACUUAAUCAAGAAGUUUACCCUCUCUUGCAAGAUUCUUAUCAGACAGCAAAACAACUGAGAGAAGCGGCGCAGGCUGUAGUCGAUGCAAAUGUGGCCGUGAAGAGCCUGCAGCAGAAACAGAGCAAACUGGUGGCUGAACUGAGCCGCCAUAGGCAGAACUUAGAGAGGACUUUAUCUGACACCCAAUGUGAAACAUGCAACAGAGUGGCUGCCCUCAUGCCACAACUGCAACAGAUUGCGAAUUAUAGCCAGAUCCCAUCUUUGGAUGAUUAUGUGAAUAAAUUAACACAAGUGAGGAAAAUCAACCUGACUGGAAUAUUUCAGCAGGGAAUUCGACUUUUCAAUGAAAUGCCAAAACUGGUGAUCACGCAGGCUUCCAAAAGUAUUAGCGAAACAACACAAGCAUUGGAUACAAUUGAGAGAAAAGUUAACUCCAUGAUAAGCAGUGUCCCCAUCAAACAAUACACUGAGCCAAUACACAAGGUCUUGCUGGAAGCCGAAGAAAAGAGUUCUGUGUAUGGCAAGGAGGCAGAACGUUAUGAGUAUUACAGGUGGGUAAUCGGAAUUACUCUAUGCUGUGUGCUCCUACUAAUUACCAUUUGUACUUUCCUUGGCCUGCUGCUUGGAGUUUGGUACCUCUAUAUCCAGAAGGACGGUGUUAGUUCCAAUCUUAGGCAGACUGGGUCUUUGCUGCUUAAAGGGGAAGUCUAUGUGUCGUUCUGCUUCUCCUGGCUGCUCAUACUCCUUGUAUAUGUCACUUUUCUGGUUGGAGGAAAUGUCCAAACACUUGUGUGUGAACCCUGGGCCAAUGGCGACAUAUAUAGUUUUUUAGACGAGCCUCAUAAUCUGCCUCCUAAUGUAAGUUUGAGGAAUACACUUGGACUCAGAGAAGAUGUUAACAUCAGCAGUAUGUAUCAGCUGUGCAAAGAAGGAGCUCCAUUUUGGGAUGUGCUUCAAAUGGAUGACCCCACUGGCAUGAUACAGUCUAUCAAUAUCACUAAGUACACAGACGAAAUCCAGAGCAAGAUCAACAACUCCACAGUGGAUCUCUCCGGACUGACAAUAAUAACAACCAUUGCAAUAAGGACGCUGUCUGAGUAUAGCAACAUCGGGAUAGGGAAAGUACCUUAUAACACCAUUCUUGCACAGACCCAGCAUACUCUCGUGAUGUUGGAUCUUGGCCUUCUUGCUUCAAUGUUGGAAAACCUGGCAACCGUGCAGCACAACGAUACUAUAAGGAAACAGCUACAGAGUGAAGCCAAUGCCUUGAGAGAGACACAGAAUUCCACUGUGCAAGAACAAAAGGUUCAGUUGAGUAAACUAAAUGACAGUCUGAACUCCUUGGCUGAACUGGUCCCUAAUCUGCAGGCAAAUAUCAACAAUACCAUAAAGAAUGUCCAGUCCCUAAAAGAAACACUGAUUAACGAUAUCAUCCAGCUGCUGAAAAAUGAAAGUCUCUGCCUUCUCAAUAAAGCCAAAGAAUACUUCACUCAGUACCUGGAAUGGGUAACAAAAUUGAUAACAGAAGAUAUCUCCUCCUGCCAGUCGGUGCCUCGGACUCUCGAUAACAUACGCACCGUAGUGUGUGACAAUAUAACUAAUCCCUGGAAUGGUUUCUGGUUCUGUCUUGCCUGGUGCACAUUCUUCCUGAUCCCCAAUAUACUUUUGAGUAUAAAAUCUGUGGAGCAUAUCACUAAACUCAAACCCACAUCAAGUAACUCUUGUCUGGAAGAAGAGAACCCAUUCCCAUUGCCAGGAAAGAGCCAUCCUAUUGCUAUUCAAAAUAUCAGGACCAGUGAAAUACUGUAAAGACUUGUACAACCAAAUGGAUUUUUACUGCUGCAGUCGGACCUUCUCUAACAUUCCGAAGACAACGGACCUCGUUAAGACUAACGUCAAUGGAAUGUCAUAGGGGUGUUCUGUUUGUACUGGGAGCUGUCAACCCAUAUUUUUCAGGAGACUCUCAGAUUUAUAUACUGGACUGGGGGCAUGGUAAGGGCAUAAUAGGAUGUGGUAUAACAAGGCAAGAGAGUAAUGGGAUGUGGUAAGGGAUUUUGAUGGUCAUUGCAAAAAUAACUACCUGGUAAGGACCUACGGGAGUUUAAUGUCUCUGUGAAGGGACAUCCACUGCAAAUAUAAAUGUUCUUGUUUAUGAUUUGUCUCUAAUUCAGGGGUAUGUUUUAAUGACUUCAAAAAUACAUGAUGCUUUGUUAGGGGGUGACUUUCUUGAUUGACAUUAAAAACAACAACAAUUUUUUUGGAUCCUACUUAUAAACAUUGAACAAUGUUGGAAUUGC